Messenger RNA from Elephantulus edwardii (Cape elephant shrew), 2859 nucleotides. It is a transcript of the gene ZYG11A, whose product is annotated as zyg-11 family member A, cell cycle regulator. The record is from RefSeq and is a predicted model, not a curated record. The transcript has 15 exons. The coding region runs from base 1 to 2859 and encodes 952 amino acids. NCBI's taxonomy places the organism in Eukaryota, Metazoa, Chordata, Mammalia, Macroscelidea, Macroscelididae. Gene Ontology annotation, cellular component: Cul2-RING ubiquitin ligase complex.
AUGAGAACAAAAGCCGUUUUGACUUGUUUAUCCAAGUGUUAUCUAGAAGUUGAAACAGAGAGAACUUUCGUGAACGAGGUGCAGUUGACCCGGCUUGGAGAGGAAAGAUUUGAAAACUUUAGUUCAAUUUUCCCAAAUGCAGGCAAACAGCUGGGAAUAUCCCCGAGGGGCUGUGGAGUGAGGUUUUCGCCGGUGAGGGGUGGGUUCGGCGAGGUAGGGGUCCUGAGACUUUGCUUGGGAGCCGGCGGCUCCGGAGGGCGCGGGCGGAAGGCGGUUGGACCAGGAGGCGGCAGGGGAGCGGUGCACCCUGGGGGGUGGGGUGGGGUCGCGGUGGGGGUAGGAGUGUGCGCCCAUCCCGGGGGCGGGGUCUGCGUGCGACCCGACCCGCUGCGGGCGCUUUCCGCGCGACGUCGCUCAGCCGUCUCCCGGCGCGGACCGACGCCGCCUCUCGUGGGAUCCGGGACCUCGUUCGACGCCAGCGCCCCCUCCACGCCUUGGUGGAGGGCGUCACUAUGGUUCACUUUUUUGCACCCGGGGCUCUCGGCCCGAAACAUCGUCCCUCCAGACGCUCAGGAGGACGCCCUGGGCUACUGCGUGGUGCAGGAGGAGGCAUCACCCUACUCUUUGGUCAAUAUCUGCUUGAAUACCCUAAUUGCUAACUUGGAGAAAUUGUGUUCUGAAAGACCCGAUGGAUCCCUGUGCCUUCCAGAGCAUUGGCGGUUCCCUCAGGAAGUGGCUGAUCGAUUUCUUGGAGUGAUGACUUGGGAAGGCAAACUCACUGAUAGGACUGCGAGCAUUUUCGAAGGCAACCAACUGAAGCUGAAGCUGGCCAAUAUCCAAAGAGCUAAACUGUCUACAGCUGCAUUCAUAAAAGCCUUCUGCCAUCACAAGCUCAUUGAAUUAGAUGCCACCGCAGUGAAUUCGGAUCUUUCAGUCCCAGACAUCUUACGUGGUCUCUGUAGCAAUAGCUGGAUCCAGCAAAAUCUUCGAUGUCUCCUGUUGGACUCAACAAGCAUACCUGGAGAAACAAGAAAACUGUUCUUUGGUCAGCUUACUGGUCUUCGAGUUUUAAGUGUUUUCAAUGUUUGUUUUUAUAGUGAAGACCUAGCUAAUGUUUCUCAGUUACCAAGACUGGAGAGUUUAGAUAUCUCUAAUACCCUAGUCACCAACAUUUCAGCGCUCCUUACCUGUAAAGAUCGACUCAAAUCUCUCACAAUGCACUAUCUGAAGUGCUUGACUAUGACAAGCCCACAAAUUCUUGCAGUCAUUCGAGAACUGAAGUAUCUGCUUCACCUUGAUAUUUCUGAUCACAAGCAACUCAAAUCAGACCUAGCUUUUCAUUUGCUCCAGCAGAAAGAUAUCCUGCCUAAUGUUGUAUCGUUGGAUAUUUCUGGGGCCAGCUACAUCACUGAUCAAGCUGUAGAAGUGUUUAUUCAGCAGCGGCCUGCAAUGCAGUUUAUAGGAUUAUUGGCUACGGAUGCUGGUUUUUCUGACUUCUACACUACAGAGCAAAGCUUGAGGGUUGCUGGAGGAGCCAAUAUGAAUCAGAUUUCCGAAGCACUGAGCAGAUACAGGAAUAGGUCAUGUUUUAUGAAGGAAGCCCUCUACAAGCUCUUUGCGGAAACUUUUUCAAUGCAAAUAACCAUGCCUGCCAUGUUAAAGCUUGUGACUAUAGGAAUGCGAAACCAUCCAUUGGAUUUGCCAGUGCAGUUCACGGCCAGUGCUUGCGCCCUCAACUUAACACGCCAGGGCCUGGCCAAGGGGAUGCCAGUCCGUCUGUUGUCAGAAGUUACCUGUUUGCUCUUCAAGGCCCUGAAAAAUUUCCCCCAUUACCAGCAGUUACAGAAGAAUUGCCUUCUCUCCUUAACCAAUUCCAGGAUUCUUGUAGAUGUUCCAUUUGACAGAUUUGAUGCUGCCAAGUUUGUAAUGAAGUGGCUGUGUAAGCAUGAAAACCCCAAGAUGCAAACAAUGGCAGUGAGCAUCAUAUCCAUUCUUGCCCUGCAGCUUUCACCUGAACAAACUGCACAGCUCAAGGAAGAACUCUUUAGGGCAAUCAGGGAACUUCUAGCAAUAGUGAAACAGAAGAUGGCUGAGAAUUUAGAUGAUGUCACCCUCUUAUUUACUUUGAAGGCACUUUGGAAUCUUACAGAUGAAUCUCCAGCUGCCUGCAAGCAUUUUAUUGAAAAUGAGGGAUUGGCAUUAUUCAUCCAUGUUUUAGAGACUUUUUCAGAUUCAGCAAUACAGAGCAAAGUUCUCGGUCUUUUGAACAAUGUAGCUGAAGUUAAGGAGCUGUCUUCCAGUCUGGUGACAGAAGAUGUGGUGAAGCAUAUCAGCAGUUUGCUCCAUAGCAAAGAGAUGGAGGUCAGCUAUUUAGCUGCAGGUGUUAUAGCCCAUCUGGCAUCUGACAAACAGCUGUGGAUAUCCCGGGAUCUUCAGAGGCAUACUCUUCUCCAGGAUCUGCAUGCAACCAUUCAGAAUUGGCCAAGUACGAGUUGUAAGAUGACUGCGUUGGUGACCUACAGAUCUUUCAAGGCGUUUUUCCCGCUCCUUGGCAACUUCUCUCAGCCAGAAGUUCAGCUCUGGGCACUCUGGGCCAUGUAUCAUGUCUGCAGUAAAAACCCCAGCAAAUACUGCAAAAUGUUAGUUGAAGAAGAAGGGUUACAACUUCUUUCCGACAUCCAGGAACAUCAGAGGGCAGACCCCCAAGUGCUGCAGUUUGCAACUUCCAUUCUAGAUGACUUCAGAAUGCAUUUCAUGAAUUACCAGAAACACUCUUUCUGUCAACUGCCCUCAACUUUAGAACCUUCAGAAAUGCUUCCCCUUCCUUCAUAUUUGGAUUGCUGUACUGAAAGCCAUUGA